AUGCAUUUCUCGCCCGCAGUAGCACUCCUCGUCGCUCUGACGCCCUCCUACAUCCUCGCCGCACCCACCAAGCAGAACAUCCAACGGCGAGAUGACACGGCCUCCGAGGACCAGGGCGGCUCCAACUACAUCACCAGCACAAUAUCGAACGUCUGGCGCCAGGCCGGCAACUGCGACCUGAGCUCUGUCACCAUGCCUCUCGACCAGGCCCCUAGCCCAUCGCCACUCCCCUCCCCGUCCGAAGGCCUUAUCCUCUCACACGUCGCCGUCGGUCGGGGCACGCAGAACUACACGUGCUCUGGCGCCUCUGCGUCAUCGGCACCCACGGCCAAGGGCGCCGUCGCCACCCUCUUCAACGCGACCUGCCAAGCCGCGCGUACCCCAGACCUGCUCUACGACACGCCGUCGAUCGCGCUGGCCUACGACAUCCCCUCGGCCCAGACGGCCCUGGCCGCCUACGACAUCCUCCUGUCGGGCCACCACUUCUUCACCGACGACACGACCCCCUUCUUCGACCUCGACACCGACCAGCACAGCUACGGCACCGUCGCCUGCAAGAAGGACUCGGCCGCCAACGCUCCCGCUCUCAACUCGAGCUCGUCCGUCAAGUCCAACUACGCCGCCGGCACCCAGGGCACCGACAACGGUGACGUUCCGUGGCUCAAGCUCGACGCCGUCCAGGACAGCACUGGCUACACCUGGAAGGAGGUCUACCGCCUCAACACUGCCGGCGGCCAGCCCCCCAAGACCUGCGAGGGCAUCGACGGUGACUUCACUGUCGAGUACGCCGCCACUUACUGGUUCUGGACCGAGCCUGGCAAGGACGGCUACUUGAACGGCGCCGUCGCCGGCACGCCUGAUGGCAUGUGA
Messenger RNA from Lasiodiplodia theobromae, 870 nucleotides. Its product is annotated as malate dehydrogenase. NCBI's taxonomy places the organism in Eukaryota, Fungi, Ascomycota, Dothideomycetes, Botryosphaeriales, Botryosphaeriaceae. Bases 1 to 870 code for a protein of 289 amino acids. The record is from RefSeq and is a predicted model, not a curated record. The transcript is spliced from 2 exons.